Scaptodrosophila lebanonensis is the source of this 1014-nucleotide messenger RNA. RefSeq names its product sarcoplasmic calcium-binding protein, alpha-B and -A chains (gene Scp1). The coding region runs from base 30 to 599 and encodes 189 amino acids. Gene Ontology annotation, molecular function: calcium ion binding. The transcript has 5 exons. The record is from RefSeq and is a predicted model, not a curated record. NCBI's taxonomy places the organism in Eukaryota, Metazoa, Arthropoda, Insecta, Diptera, Drosophilidae.
GAAUUAUAUGAAGAAUAUCAUAAUUUACAAUGGCAUAUUCUUGGGAUAAUCGCGUCGACUUUGUGGUGCGCUACAUGUACGAUAUCGAUAACAAUGGAUUCUUAGAUCAAAAUGAUUUCCAAUGUAUGGCCAUUAGGGCAUGUGUCGUUGAAGGCAAAGGAGAUUGUAGCGCUUCACGGUUGGAUGAAUACAAAAAGCUUAUGAGGAACUUGUGGGACGAAAUAUCUGCCAUUGCUGAUGACGACAAGGAUGGAAAAAUAUCCAAUCAGGAGUUCAAGGAUGCGGUGAAAAAAACAUGCGUGGGUAAAAAAUAUGAAGAGUUUCCACAGGCAAUGCGAGCAUUCAUUGAGUCAAAUUUUAAGCUACUCGAUAUAAAUAGUGACGGAAUAGUUGGAGUCGAAGAAUACCGAUACAAUUGCAUCACAAGAAUUGCUAUUGAUGAUAUAGCGCCAAUCGACAAAGCUUUUGAGACCCUCCUAAACGAUGAAGAUAAAAAGCGUGGAGGGCUGUCACUAGAUAGAUACAAGGAACUCUAUGGUCAAUUUUUAGGAAAUACAGCUGAUAAUCAUCCAGCGGUGAACUUAUUUGGUCCUUUAUAAAUAUUUUACUUAUAAUUGUCUUCGCUGUUGUUCAACUACUAUUUUAUUAAGUUUUACGUGUAAUUACUAUGACUAUAAAUUUAACGUAACUUCCUACUACCUAAUACGUAGACAUAUUGCAUUCAUAUAAUUUAUGUAGAAUCGUCAGUUGAAGAAUUCGUUAACUUUAAAAUAUUUUGUAAUAAGACAGAAAGAUUUGCUCUCAGAUGUUAGUUUACUAUAGUUUUUUAAAAAAGUUACUCUCAGUUGAAAGCUCUCUGGCAAUGUGCCUCUCUCUCAUUUACUUAUAACAAAUAACUGUAUUUUAAAAAUUUAAUUUUAUAUGUUGGCAUGUUAUAUAUUACAUAUUCAAGCUUUUUGUGUCAAUGCGAAUAAUUUAUAUAUGGAGUAAAUUUUGUCCAAGGCUUAACCUAAA